AUCACACUUUCUUGCGCAGAUGUUAACAUUGAGUCGCCUCCAUCCACUCAACCCUGCAAGCGAAUUUGCGAUGUUACUGGAUUUGAGGCACACUAUGUUGACCCAAGAACAAAUCUCCGUUACGCUAAUGCCCAUGUUUUCAAGACUCUCAGGUCUCUUUCUCCCGACCAAGUCCACCAGUAUCUCUCCAUCCGCAAUGCUGCUGUUGUUCUCAAGUAGCACCAUUAUCCUCCUCUUUAUGUAGUAGUAGUGAUCUUUUUUUUAUGUGAAAUACUAUAUAUAUAACUCAAAGACUAGUUUUGAUUUCCCUUUUUGUUGAGUACUAUUAAUUAAACAGACCACACACAAUUGGUUUGGGUACAUCUUCUUGUAUACCCUUCUUAAUACAAAGAAUUAUUUCUA
This is a messenger RNA of Camelina sativa (false flax), 402 nucleotides long. The record is from RefSeq and is a predicted model, not a curated record. NCBI's taxonomy places the organism in Eukaryota, Viridiplantae, Streptophyta, Magnoliopsida, Brassicales, Brassicaceae.